AUGCACAUGUCACUCUCUCAAGAAAGUGUGCUGGCCUUGUGCCACUUCUUAUGUCAUGCCGGCAGUGGUCAUGGAUCCAGCAGCGAAGGCGAUGCCUUUCAACUUGCAGGGGAAAUUUUAGUGGCCUUGGCUGCCCGGCAGCACCUGGACAUUGUCCGCAGCGAGUUGAUGAAGGUCUUGUCAAGCUUGGUGACGGACAUCGAAAAGGUGAAGACCCUCACAGAGGUCUUCCGCGAGGCAAAGAUCUCCGAGGUGAAGCUGGACGCCUUCGAGGAGGCCCGGGUAGAGAUGCUUUGGACUGCCCUUGACAAGAGCCUCGAACGGCUGGACGAUGCUGAAGUCAGUGCGACGCCAGCGCAGAAGCUUUUGUCAUCAACACCAAGUCAGGAUGCCACUCAGUCGUCUCCUCCGAAACCCUUCUUGAAUCGCUUGCUGCCACUGAUCGAAGCAUUCUUCGUCUUGCACGGCCGGGCAGAGGAGGGCGACGCCCGGAGCGAGGCGCAACCGGCUCGUAUGACCGGCGCACGGCAGUCUUGUCAGAAGCAACUGCUACAGCUCCAAAGCACUAACCUCCAUCAGCUUAGGCCGAAGCAUGUCUUCGCGGAGUUUCAUGAGCAGUCUGCGGCGGAAAAGAGCCGCUUUGGCCAGUUCUGCAAGAAGCACCGCCGCCCGUUGAACGCGCUGCUAAAGCAGACCCCAUCUUUGCUGUCCAAGUCCUUUCAGCCGGUGCUCCAACUGAUGCCCAGCUGUUUAGAUUUCGACAACAAGCGAGCCUAUUUCAGGCGGGGCCAACCGUCUCGACGCCUUGAAAGCAGAUAUCAAACGAUCCGCUUGAGAGUUCGGCGCAACGAAAUUUUCAUGGAUUCCUAUCACCAGCUCCGCGUUCGGACCGGUGACGAGAUGCGGGCCAAGAUUCAGGUCCAAUUUCAAGGCGAGGAAGGAAUUGAUGCUGGAGGGGUGGCCAAGGAAUGGUAUGGAGCGCUUGCGAAGGAAAUUUUUAAUCCGAACUACGCGCUUUUUGUUCAGGCAGGUGGCAAGGCUUGCACAUACCAUCCGAAUCCAAUGUCGUAUGUCAAUAGAGACCAUUUGCAGUUCUUCCACUUUAUUGGAAGGGUGGUUGGCAAGGCGAUUCACGACGGACAAAACCUAGAGGCUUGGUUCACAAGAGGCUUCUACAAGCACAUGCUUGGGAAGAAGGUCAUACCCGCUGACUUGGAAGCCUUCGAUCCAGAAUAUUUCUCCAACCUCAAAUGGGACCUCGCCCAGGACAUCAGUGAGAUCAUUGAGCUGAGCUUUUCGGCCGAGAGCGACGAGCUGGGUCAAGUGAAGGUAGUCGACUUGAAGCCCAAUGGACGACAUCUCCCAGUCACCAACGAGAACAAGCAUGAGUACAUUCAGCUGGUCUCGGAGCACAAAAUGACAAACUCGGUGCAGCAGCAGAUUGAGCACUUUCUGAAAGGAUUGCAUGAGAUCGUGCCGCCCCAAUUGCUUUCCUUGUUUGAUGACAAGGAGUUGGAGCUACUGAUCUCUGGCUUGCCAGAUAUCGAUAUUGAGGACUUGAAGCAGAAUACCGAGUACCACAACUACACACCGCAGUCCGAUCAAGUCCAAUGGUUCUGGAAGGUCCUGAGUGAAUUCACGCAGGACAGGGAUGGUUAA
Messenger RNA from Durusdinium trenchii, 1659 nucleotides. Lineage: Eukaryota; Dinophyceae; Suessiales; Symbiodiniaceae. The record is from the annotation of a GenBank genome assembly.